CCAUACACCUUGUGGGAGGUUUAUGGGUACUGUGGGAGUCCCCCCGUAAGGUGGGGGUGUACCCACCAAAAACCAGACGAUAUACCCUCGAGGUGCCUGUUACUGCAUAAUCUAUGGUUGCUGAAAGGAGCGUGAAGUGUGAAGCAAAUUGCGACGACCCAUUAAUCAGCAGCCACAUUCACGUCAUUCGUUACAAUUGAAUUGCCUUUCAUAUACCGUUACCUCUUCAUUUUCAUAUAUAUAUAUAUACAUUCCAAAUAUUGUAAAUUUAUAUAGUUUCAAUAUUAAAAUCAUAAUUACAACAACAAUUCGUUAUUUACUGCCAAUCCAGUAAACUUAAAUUCGAACUACCCAAGGCAAGGGCAAACCAACACACACAUGCCCAAAUAUAUGGUCAACUUCGAGCCUCAUCUGCGUAUCCUGGAUCAGCUGAAAUACCUGUCAGGUUGGUCGUUCCUUUUUCUCCCAUCUUUAUUUUCAUUUGUGCUAUUAUCGUACUGUGCUUUAAUACGAGUUUAUUAAAUUUGUUCAUUUUUCGUUCUACCUACAUAUCUACCUGCUCGUAAAAAACCGUAAGUAAUUUUCUAACUUCUAAUAAUUCGCUAAAAUGAGUAACGAGGACUAUUUUACUGAAGCUGAAUCAGACAAUUCGUCUAGUUUAAGUGAGCUUAAAAAACAGCGAGGUACUUUAAAGGGACGAUUAACUUUAUUUGAGAAGUACCUUAAUAAAUUAAGUAAUGUUACUUUGUCUGAAAAACAACAAGCAGAACUACUAUUGCGUAUAGAAUCAGUGUUAAAUUUAUUCAAUUCUUUUAAUGAAAUACAAGAGCAAAUCGAACAAUUAUGUAGCAGUUCAGAAUUACCUAAACAAUUGGAAUACAGAGAAUACUUUGAAAAUUUAUAUUUUGAUAUGAUGUCUGCUGCUAAGUGUUUUAUUAAAGUGGACACAGACAAAAGUGAGAGUUCUAAAUGUUCACACGCGUCCAUUAGUAAUAAUUCAGUCUCAGUUAAGCUGCCUGAGAUCAGGCUAGCCGUAUUUGACGGUUCUUACGACCAUUGGCUCGAGUACAAACAUUCUUAUUUAUCUAUGAUUCACAAACGUAGUGAUUUAGAUGCGAUUCAAAAAUUUCAUUAUUUGAAAUCCUCGCUCAGGGGUUCUGCACUUGAAGUUAUUAGUGCAUUGGAAUUCACCGCUGUUAAUUAUACCCACGCAUGGGAAUUAUUAGAGAGUAGGUAUCAUAAUAACCGUUUAUUGAUCCACAAUCACGUUAAAUCUUUAUUUACUGCACAGUCUAUUAAUAAAGAGUCACCAAUGCAAAUUAGAAAGUUAAUCGAUGUUGUGUUACGUAACCUUCAGGCUCUUAAAUCACUAGACGAACCGACAGACUCGUGGGAUACAUUAAUCAUUUAUAUAAUGGUGUCUAAAUUAGAUACCUCCACAGAACGAGAAUGGGAAAACCAUAAAGGUACCUUAUUUUCUAAUUUGCAAAAGGGUAAAAUAAAAUUAGAGGAUUUAUUAAAUUUUUUACGAAAUCGUGCCGACAUGUUGGACAUGGUUCAUAACAGCAAUUCACGCAAACCACAAAGUCAUUUGUCUAAUUCUAAUAAGUCAUUCGAUAAUAAUAAUAAUAUUAGUAGACGGCAGACAAAUGUCAAUCCACAAGUUCAGCAAUCGCAUAGUUUCGUGUCUACGCGUAAAUACAGUACAUCCGACAGGCCGAUGCGUCAGUGUGCGUUGUGCGGUAAUAUGCAUUCGUUAUACGCUUGUAUUAAAUUUCUUAACUUACCAGUUCAAGAGAGAAUUAAAUUUAUUAAUGAGAAAAAAUUAUGUUGUAAUUGUUUACGUGCGGGACAUUCGGUUUCAGAGUGUAAUUUCGGUCCGUGCAAGCAAUGUCAGAAAAAACAUAAUAGUUUAUUACAUAAUGAAAGUGUCUACAUUGCGUCUACGCCUGUUUCACCAGUGACCAGUGCGCAUAAUUCACAGUCAGCUGAUAAAGGGCAGGUCUCAGUAGUAUCACACGCAAUGAACUUUAUAAAUCAUGCUCAGUCAUCAAAUGACAAGGAACCUUCCAUAUCACUGUCACAAGUGUUAUUGUCCACUGCUCUUGUUGAGGUAAUGGAUAAUAACAACAAAUAUCACACAGCCCGAGCGUUGUUAGACAGUGGUAGUCAAAAUUGUUUUGUAUCAUCAAAGCUAUGCGAAUUUUUAAACGUAUCGAUUAUACAGUCCACUAUACACAUAUCUGGCGUGGGACAUACAGUCUCACAAUCAAAUAAAUUAUGCGAUAUUAAUAUGCGAUCGAAAACGAACGAAUAUAAUACACGAAUAAAAUGUUUCAUAUUGCCAUGCAUCACGUCUAGCUUGCCGUCCACUCAUAUUGACAGUGCCACACUAAGUAUUCCAGACGAUAUCUGUCUCGCGGAUCCUACUUUUAAUUCACCGUCAGCGAUUGACCUGCUGAUAGGUGCAGACGUAUUUUGGGACUUGUUGGACGAAGGUCGACUUCGAUUACCUAGCGGACCAUACCUACAGAAGUCUAAGUUGGGAUGGUUACUUUCAGGUCCUUUAUUAAUUCCUAAUAAUAACUUGCACAGUAAUAAAGUAAUUCAGUGUAAUUUUGCUCAAAUGUCCUCACUCGAUAUACAACUGCGUAAGUUCUGGGAACUGGAAGAAGUCAGUGGAUCGAAGAAUCUUCUCACUGAAGACGAACGUCAGUGUGAGGAGUCCUUUAUAAACACGACAAAACGAGACAGCAAUGGCAGAUUUGCAGUUCGAAUCCCAUUAAAGGAAUCGGCGGACGCGCUUGGUGAUUCAUAUGAAAAAGCCAAGUCACGUUUUCUUUCAUUAGAGCGCAAGUUAAACAAGUCACCUAAAUAUAAAGAGAUGUACGUUAAUUUUAUGCGCGAAUACAUUAACUUAAAUCACAUGACUCCAAUUAAAGAGUACACUCAACCCUGUUAUUUUCUUCCUCAUCAUGGGGUGUUUAGGGAACAUAGCAUCACUACAAAAUUACGUGUAGUGUUUGAUGCUAGUGCCACAACUACGACAAAUAAGUCGUUAAACGACAUACAGCGAAUAGGGCCACCAUUACAAAACGACAUCUUCUCCAUUUUACUUCGUUUUCGUAGUUAUAAGUACGUAGCGUGCGCAGACGUGGAAAAAAUGUAUCGUCAAAUUUUGAUUCAAAACGAUCAGCGUACACUGCAACUUAUAUUGUGGCGGGAAAAUUCUACGGACGAAUUAGUUGUAUAUCAAUUAAAUACGGUAACGUACGGGACGGCUUCGGCUCCCUACCUGAGCAUGCGUUGCCUGCGUCAACUGGCAUAUGAAACUACUGAUGAUGUUAUUGCUAGGGUCAUCAUCGAAGACUUUUUUGUCGAUGAUUUAAUCACUGGUGAUGAUGAUCCCGUAAUUUUGUCUAAUAUAUGCGAAAAUGUUUCGACUGUAUUAAAAUCAGGUUGCUUUCCGUUACGAAAAUGGACAUUCAACCAUGACGUAAACAUAAAAACAUCUAAAGAAUUAGCAAUUGGAGAAUAUUGUCAAAAUAAAACACUAGGACUAGGUUGGCAAGUCGACAAAGAUGAACUCCAUUUUACUACGAGUUUGGAAAAUAAGCCUAUCAUCACAAAACGCACUAUUAUGUCAAUCAUUUCGCAAAUAUAUGAUCCUUUAGGACUUUUAUCUCCGACUAUAAUUAUUGCAAAGAUAAUGUUACAAAAAUUAUGGUUGCUCAAAAUCGAUUGGGACGAUGUGGUUCCCAUCGACAUAGAAUGUCAAUGGAAUCAAUUUUUAAAUACGUUAUCACAUCUGCCCGAAUUACGUAUACCUCGCUAUGUCAUGAGUGAAGAUAAACAAACCUGUGAACUACACAUUUUUACCGACGCCUCACAAGACGCAUAUGGCGCUUGUGCGUACAUACGUACUUAUAAUAGUGACAGUGAUUUGCCUAUAACUAUUAAAUUGUUAUGUGCGAAAAGCAAAGUGGCACCGGUAAAAACUGUGUGCACUAUCCCGCGACUUGAGUUGUGCGGAGCAUUACUAGGUGCGCGGUUGUAUCAUAAAAUAAUCAAUUCACUUAGAUUAACAUUCACAAGAAUAAUUUUCUGGACCGACUCCACUAUUGUUAUCGGUUGGCUUAGAAUGUCACCUUAUAAUUUGAAGACAUUUGUUCAAAACCGUGUAUCACAGAUUAAUGAACUUACGGGUGAUGCAGUGUGGUUGCAUAUAGACGGCAAGAGCAACCCUGCUGAUAUCGUGUCGAGAGGCCUUACAUUAAAUAAACUUAAACAUAAUGAAUUAUGGUGGCACGGGCCAUUAUUUUUGCGAGACCGUAAUUUAACUUAUUCAAAUAAUAUUUUUAUAGAUCAAACUCAAUUACCCGAAGUUAAGACUCAACAUAUUAGCAUGGUAUGUAAUGAAUUAAAUUAUAACAACGAACUGGUUGAUUUUAACAGAUUCUCGUCAUUCAAUCGAUUACGACGCGCCGGUGCAUAUGUAUUGCGUUUUGUAAAUAAUAUUCGAGUGAGUAAGCUACAUCGUACUGUUGGUCCUUUAUCUACCAAUGAAUUAAAUGCGUCAGUUAUUAUGCUGACACAGCUCGCGCAAUCACAAUCCUUUUCUGAGGAGUAUAGUGAUUUAGUUAAGCGAUCAGUAGUAAAGGCAAAAAGAUUGAUUGGUUUAAAUAUUUUCGUGGACGAAAACAAAUUAAUCCGCGUUGGAGGAAGGUUACGGAACUCGCCCCACUUCGAUAAUGAUAAAAAACACCCAGUCUUAUUGUGUAGUAAACAUCGAUUAACAAUAUUAUUGUUUAGAUAUGAACAUAUACAAUUGCUACAUGGAGGACCACAACUCUUAUUAGCUUGUAUACGUGAAUCCUGGUGGCCUCUAGGAGGACGAAACCUGGCUAGGAAAACAGUACAUGACUGUGUCACGUGCACGCGUAUGAAGGGAAGAACUUUUCAGCCGUUAAUGGGUGAUUUACCUGCGGAACGCCUAGAGCCUGGAUUUCCAUUUAUGCGCAGUGGUGUAGAUUAUGCUGGGCCGGUGAUGAUAUUGAAUCGCCGGACCAGAGGAGCUACUCUUAGUAAGGGAUAUAUUUGUUUAUUUACUUGUUUGUGUACACGUUCCAUACAUUUAGAACUAGUCACUAGUCUUUCCACUAAUGAUUAUAUCCUUGCAUUAAAGCGAUUUAUAUCUCGCCGGGGUAAACCUGCGGAAAUCAUGUCUGACAACGGUCGAAAUUUUGUUGGGGCUGAAAAAGAAUUGUAUUCAUCCAUUUAUGAUAAGAGUAAGGAAAUUAAAGAUUUUUCAUCAAAUAAUAAUAUUAAAUUCAGCUUCAUUCCUCCAUACGCUCCUCACUUCGGCGGUUGUUGGGAAUUAGGAGUGAAAUUAUGUAAACACCACCUUCGUCGAGUAGUCGGAAACUCUAAUCUUACGUUUGAAGAACUCAGUACGGUAUUGGCACAAAUUGAAGCCAUCCUCAACUCCCGUCCUUUAACUCCUCUCUCGACAGACCCCAAUGACCUUCAAGCCCUCACUCCCGCUCACUUCCUCAUCGGCCGACCUUUGACAGCGCCGGCCACUAGAGACGUAACUGACAAGCCAACUCACCGCUUGCUGCGCUACGACGUGAUUGAGCAGAUGAGACAGCACUUUUGGAGACGAUGGGCAAAAGAAUACGUCUCGGAAUUACAAUCAAGAUCUAAAUGGAAGACUAACCAGAGCGAGGUUGAACUCAAUAAACUCGUUCUCAUUAAAGAUGAUAACCUGCCUCCACUGCAAUGGAAGUUAGGCAGGAUAAUACGUAUUUAUCCCGGGACCGAUGGUAUAUCGAGAGUAGCAGAUCUUCUUACUUCAUCUGGAACUACACGAAGAGCCUUUUCGAAGAUCUGUCCAUUACCCGUAGAAGCUGAUACCGCAGCAUCUAUUUAAUC
Galleria mellonella (greater wax moth) is the source of this 5934-nucleotide messenger RNA. RefSeq lists its product as uncharacterized. The record is from RefSeq and is a predicted model, not a curated record. Gene Ontology annotation, molecular function: nucleic acid binding. Bases 608 to 5932 code for a protein of 1774 amino acids. The transcript has a single exon. Lineage: Eukaryota; Metazoa; Arthropoda; Insecta; Lepidoptera; Pyralidae. Gene Ontology annotation, biological process: DNA integration.